This is a messenger RNA of Brachypodium distachyon (stiff brome), 2279 nucleotides long. RefSeq names its product heat shock cognate 70 kDa protein 2. The record is from RefSeq and is a predicted model, not a curated record. The transcript is spliced from 2 exons. Bases 114 to 2060 code for a protein of 648 amino acids. Gene Ontology annotation, cellular component: cytoplasm. Gene Ontology annotation, biological process: cellular response to unfolded protein; protein refolding. Gene Ontology annotation, molecular function: ATP-dependent protein folding chaperone; ATP binding; ATP hydrolysis activity. Lineage: Eukaryota; Viridiplantae; Streptophyta; Magnoliopsida; Poales; Poaceae.
CUUCUUCCUCCUCUCCAGACUCCGCAGCAGCAGCCGCCUCCCUGCUGCGCAGCCGCCGAAAUAGAAAACCCUAACCCUAGCUUAGCGGCCCCGGAGAUCUAGACUAUACCACCAUGGCGCCGACCAAGGGAGAGGGCCCGGCCAUCGGCAUCGACCUCGGCACGACCUACUCGUGCGUCGGCGUGUGGCAGCACGACCGCGUCGAGAUCAUCGCCAACGACCAGGGCAACCGCACCACGCCCUCGUACGUCGGCUUCACCGACACCGAGCGCCUCAUCGGAGAUGCCGCCAAGAACCAGGUCGCCAUGAACCCCAUCAACACGGUCUUCGAUGCGAAGCGUCUUAUCGGCAGAAGGUUCUCUGAUGCCCCUGUCCAGAGCGAUAUCAAGAUGUGGCCGUAUAAGGUUAUUUCUGGCCCAGCAGACAAGCCUAUGAUUGUAGUGCAGUACAAGGGUGAGGACAAGCAGUUUUCAGCUGAAGAAAUUUCUUCCAUGGUUCUUAUCAAGAUGCGUGAGAUUGCUGAAGCUUACCUAGGAGUAACUAUUAAGAAUGCUGUUGUCACUGUUCCUGCUUACUUCAAUGAUUCCCAGAGGCAGGCAACUAAGGAUGCUGGUGUUAUUGCUGGUCUUAAUGUCAUGCGUAUCAUCAACGAGCCAACUGCAGCUGCAAUUGCCUAUGGUCUUGACAAGAAGGCUACCAGUGUUGGUGAGAAGAAUGUGCUUAUUUUUGACCUCGGUGGUGGCACUUUUGAUGUCUCUCUCCUCACUAUUGAGGAGGGUAUCUUCGAGGUGAAGGCAACAGCUGGUGACACUCACCUUGGUGGGGAGGACUUUGACAAUCGCCUGGUUAACCACUUUGUCCAAGAAUUUAAGAGGAAACACAAGAAGGAUAUCAGUGGAAACCCCAGGUCUUUGAGGAGGCUCAGGACUUCAUGUGAGAGGGCGAAGAGAACGCUUUCUUCCACAGCCCAAACUACCAUCGAAAUUGAUUCCCUCUAUGAAGGUGUUGAUUUCUAUUCCACGAUCACCAGGGCCAGGUUUGAGGAGCUUAACAUGGACCUCUUCAGGAAGUGCAUGGAGCCUGUGGAGAAGUGCCUGAGGGAUGCCAAGAUGGACAAGAGCACUAUCCAUGAUGUUGUCCUUGUUGGUGGUUCUACUAGAAUCCCUAGAGUUCAGCAGCUGCUGCAGGACUUCUUCAAUGGGAAGGAACUCUGCAAGAGCAUUAACCCUGAUGAGGCUGUUGCCUAUGGUGCUGCUGUCCAGGCUGCUAUCCUUAGUGGUGAGGGGAAUGAGAAGGUGCAGGACCUUCUCCUCCUUGAUGUGACUCCACUGUCUCUUGGUCUUGAGACUGCUGGUGGAGUUAUGACUGUGCUCAUCACAAGGAACACCACCAUUCCUACCAAGAAGGAGCAGGUCUUCUCCACCUACUCUGAUAACCAGCCUGGUGUAUUGAUCCAGGUGUUUGAGGGUGAGAGGACAAGGACUAGGGACAACAAUCUCCUUGGCAAGUUUGAACUUUCUGGAAUCCCGCCUGCUCCCAGGGGUGUUCCUCAGAUCACUGUCUGCUUCGACAUUGAUGCCAAUGGUAUUCUGAACGUCUCUGCUGAGGACAAGACAACUGGCCAGAAGAACAAGAUCACCAUCACCAACGACAAGGGAAGGCUGAGCAAGGAUGACAUUGAGAAGAUGGUUCAGGAUGCUGAGAAGUACAAGUCUGAGGAUGAGGAGCACAAGAAGAAGGUUGAAGCCAAGAACACCCUGGAGAACUAUGCUUACAACAUGAGGAACACCAUCAGUGAUGAGAAGAUUGCUUCCAAGCUGCCAGCGGACGACAAGAAGAAGAUUGAGGACGCCGUUGACCAGGCCAUCCAGUGGCUGGACAACAACCAGCUGGCUGAGGUGGACGAGUUCGAAGACAAGAUGAAGGAGCUCGAGGGCCUCUGCAACCCCAUCAUCGCCAAGAUGUACCAGGGUGCCGGUGCUGACAUGCCCGGUGGUAUGGAUGAAGAUGCCCCGGCUGCCAGUGGAGGUGCUGGCCCGAAGAUUGAGGAGGUCGACUAAAUUAUUACGUGACUUUCGUAUAGUGGUUAAACACUAUAGGCCUUUUGUUUCUGUCCCAGGUGCCAAUCAUAUCACUUGGGCUGGAAAUUUUGUUAUAUCAGACUUGGUGUGUAUGCGUCAGGAACAAUGCAAUGAUGCAUGGUUUUGGCCUAUUUGUUAAUUUCACCAAAUGCUUUGGGGACUACCUUUGAUUGCAUGCAGUUCUGAUUCUCGCUCGUA